AUGGGGAGUCCCUCCGUUGGUGGUGGUAGUCAGGAAGGGAAGCCCCCUGAGGAUGUUGGCGCCGCUGCUUCUGCUGCUGCCGCAGAAAGAGAUGGUUGCUUGGUGAGGGAGCAAGACCGGUUCAUGCCCAUAGCGAACGUGAUAAGGAUAAUGAGGAGGAUCCUCCCCAGCCACGCCAAGAUCUCAGACGACGCCAAGGAGACGAUCCAAGAGUGUGUGUCGGAGUACAUCUCCUUCGUCACCAGCGAGGCCAACGAGCGCUGCCAGAGGGAGCAGAGGAAGACCAUCACUGCAGAUGAUGUGCUGUGGGCCAUGAGGAAGUUGGGGUUCGAUGACUACGUCGAGCCCCUCUCAGUCUACUUGCAGAAGUUCAGGGAGAUGGAAGGGGAGAGAGGGGGGAUGCGGGUGGUGGAUGGCCUCACCGGGAGCAUGAGAAAGGACAUGGGUGCUCUCAAUGGCUACCAUAGUUCUACUCACCAUGGGAUGUAUGGUGGCGGUGGUGGAAGGUUUUACAGGGACGGUGGAAGGGGCGGUGGCGCUCCUCCUGCUGCUGGUGGUGGUGGUUCUCUAUACCGAGGUCCGGUAUGA
Messenger RNA from Nymphaea colorata (pocket water lily), 588 nucleotides. RefSeq names its product nuclear transcription factor Y subunit B-1-like. Gene Ontology annotation, biological process: regulation of transcription by RNA polymerase II. Gene Ontology annotation, molecular function: protein heterodimerization activity; RNA polymerase II cis-regulatory region sequence-specific DNA binding; DNA-binding transcription activator activity, RNA polymerase II-specific. The record is from RefSeq and is a predicted model, not a curated record. Bases 1 to 588 code for a protein of 195 amino acids. NCBI's taxonomy places the organism in Eukaryota, Viridiplantae, Streptophyta, Magnoliopsida, Nymphaeales, Nymphaeaceae. The transcript has a single exon. Gene Ontology annotation, cellular component: CCAAT-binding factor complex; nucleus.